CAUAAGAGCGGGCGGCCAUUUUGUGAGAGAAGCAGUCGCUGCUGUAUCCGUGUGGUGCCUCUUGCUCCGGCCCGCUGCCGUCGCUCCGGACUUGCGGUUUGGUUUUUUUUCUCUCUUCUCUCUGCAGAUCCAGUGAGACGUGACCCAGGCGCACCCAGCCGCGGCCUUCUCCCCUGCUCAGCGCCCCGCCACUGAAUCGCAUGUCCACUAUCCAGAACCUCCAAUCCUUCGACCCCUUUGCUGAUGCAACUAAGGGUGACGACUUACUCCCGGCAGGGACUGAGGAUUACAUUCAUAUAAGGAUCCAGCAACGAAACGGCAGGAAGACAUUAACUACUGUUCAGGGAAUUGCAGAUGAUUAUGACAAAAAAAAACUUGUGAAAGCCUUCAAAAAGAAAUUUGCUUGUAAUGGUACUGUGAUUGAGCAUCCUGAGUACGGUGAAGUUAUCCAGCUUCAAGGUGACCAGAGAAAGAACAUUUGCCAAUUCCUCUUAGAGGUUGGCAUUGUCAAGGAGGAGCAGCUGAAAGUUCAUGGUUUUUAAAAUGUGUAUAAUCACAUGAAGAAUUCUGCAGUUUUUGUUCAUACUCACGCUGGCUAAACUGUGAAAUAUGAGUCUUUCCAGUAAAUGGACUUCCCACUUACCUAAGCAUUUAAAGCUUAAUUCACAUUUGCAUGAUUACCGAAAACAUGUGGUGUCUAGACUAGAAACACACAAAAAAAUUGCAGUAAGAUGGUAAUGAAGACUUUUUUGUGAAUUUUAACACAUUUCCAAUGGAAAUGUUUUAGUGCUGAUUGUUGAGUUUAUUACUUUUCACCUGACUUAAAUGUUUUUGUUGUAUUAAAACCAUGUAUGUUGCAGCUUAAAAAUUAAGUCUCUUUGUAUAUUUCUUUGAGUAUUUGGAACACUUAGUCAAGCAACAGUCCUGAUUUAAUGUGAUAAAACAGCUCUGUGGCAAGUUUAGUUUACUGAAUACCAACUAAACUGAGGUCUGCAUAAUGAAGUGUUAGCUAAUUAAAAUCAAACGUAAGAUAAAUUAGGACUUUACAAUCUCUUCUGAGUUGAUGCAUUUGAAUACCAGUUUUAUUAAUACAAUUAUUGAUAAUUUGUACAAUUAAGAACUGCAUCUUCACUCUCUUAAAAUCUAAGAUAAUCAGUAAAUUCUGAAAUACUAGUCUUACAGUCAAGAGGACUUUUGUAAGCAGUCCUGAUUUCUUAGAGAACCUUUGCUGUUGUACUUCAUAUCUAGGUUUUCUAUUACACACUGACAUUAUCUUCAGCACCAAAAAAGUUCUAAAGAAAUGCUCUUCUCUUCCCUUCUCCCAAAGGAAGGGAAAAAGUUUUGAGAUGGCUUCUACCACAUCUAUGCCUUUGGAGUUUAGUUCCUUAUCUAGGAUAGUGGUUAUUUCAGAAAGUGGACUUAGGUAACUUUUCUAUCAAAAAGGUCAUUUUAUUUUGUUUGAAACAAUAUGUUUUUAUUAAGCUGGCCUUCUAGUUUCCGUUAAAGGGACUUCCAUCUCUAGGCUGUAUCUCUUCAUAGAAAAAAAUUAAAUGUUUCCUGUUACUGAA
Messenger RNA from Gopherus evgoodei (Goodes thornscrub tortoise), 1568 nucleotides. It is a transcript of the gene EIF1B, whose product is annotated as eukaryotic translation initiation factor 1B. Bases 201 to 542 code for a protein of 113 amino acids. Gene Ontology annotation, biological process: translational initiation. Gene Ontology annotation, cellular component: eukaryotic 43S preinitiation complex. Gene Ontology annotation, molecular function: translation initiation factor activity; RNA binding; ribosomal small subunit binding. NCBI's taxonomy places the organism in Eukaryota, Metazoa, Chordata, Testudines, Testudinidae. The transcript has 4 exons. The record is from RefSeq and is a predicted model, not a curated record.